This is a messenger RNA of Priapulus caudatus, 447 nucleotides long. RefSeq lists its product as uncharacterized. The transcript has a single exon. NCBI's taxonomy places the organism in Eukaryota, Metazoa, Priapulida, Priapulimorpha, Priapulimorphida, Priapulidae. The record is from RefSeq and is a predicted model, not a curated record. The coding region runs from base 1 to 447 and encodes 148 amino acids.
AUGGAGGUGCCACUGCUUAGGUCAACCUUCUGGACAGACAGCCGUAUAACCUUGGCCUAUAUCCAGAAUGAUGCAAAGAGGUUCAAGACGUUUGUCACAAAUAGAGUGUCGCUCAUCAGGCAACACAGUGAUCCAGAUCAAUGGCGCCACGUAAAGGGAAAGGAAAACCCUGCGGACGUAUUGUCACGUGGGUGUAGUGCCGAGUCUGUUCCUCAAUCUUGGUUCUGUGGCCCAAGCUUCCUCAGGGAGUACAAGAGCACCUGGCCACCUGAUGACAUGCGGACAUCCAUUGAUUUGAUGGAGACAGAUGCCGAAGUGAAAAGGGAUGUUUCUGUUGCAGUUGCAAGCACCGCAAAUGCAGUCUGGCAUGCUAUGGAAGCCCUGAUUGAACAUUAUUCUAGUUUCUACAAACUGAAGAAGGCCCUGAGCUGGCUCAUGCGAGUAUAG